CCGUGCCGUGCCGUGCUGUGCCGUGCCGGGCCAUGGAGCCUCAGCUGUUCGCUUGGGGUGCAAACAGCUAUGGACAACUUGGUCUUGGUCAUAAAGAGGAUGUGCUGGUUCCUCAGGCCCUGAAAGAUGUUUCCUGCAAAUGUCGAGACAUUACAAGCAUUGCUGGAGGAGGGGGACAUUCUGCAGUUACCACUGGUACAGGACAACUCUUUGUAUGUGGUGGUAACAAAGAUGGGCAGUUGGGAUUGAAUCACACAGAGGAUGUGCUGCAUUUUACUUUGUGCACUGCCCUGUCUGGCUUUUGUGUGAAACAAGUUGCAUGUGGCUGGGAUUUUACAAUCAUAUUAGUAGGAUCUGGCCUAGUGCUUUCCUGUGGGUCAAACUCUUUUGGACAACUGGGACUUCCUCAAAUUUCCGGCCCGUGCUUGAUUCCACAAAAGAUUGAGUCUCUCAAAGAGAAGGUGGUGAGUGUUGCUGCAGGACUGAGACAUGCACUUGCUGCUACAGACAGAGGUGUGGUGCUGCAGUGGGGAACUGGGAUGGCAUCUCGGGCAAGGCGGGCAAGCCAAGGAAAAGCCCUCCCUCUGUUCUUGACAGCAAAGGAGCCCUGUGAAGUGGCAGGCCUGGAAGGUGUAAAGGUGAAGACAGUUGCUGCAGGCUCCUAUCAUUCGGUGUCCCUCACAGAUGAAGGACACCUGUAUGUCUGGGGCAGCAACAAACACGGGCAGCUGGUGAGCAGAGACAUCUUUCUUGCUGAGCCCAAGAAGAUUGACACUCAGUGUUUCUCACAUGAAAAGAUUGGAGCAGUUUGGAGUGGCUGGACCCACCUGGUGGCACAGACAGAGGCUGGCACGGUGCUCACCUGGGGCAGAGAGGAUUUGGGGCAGCUGGGACGGCGCGCUGGGCACCAGAGCCCAGAGUCUGCCCAGGCCUUGGGGCUCUGCUGCAACACCCCUGCUUCGGUUCCUUGCCUAAAUGGAGCAUCUCAGAUCGCAUGUGGCUCAGAGCAUAAUCUGGCAAUAGUUGGUAAGUAGCUCGAUUUUAUAACAAAUCCUCUCACCUUUUUUUCAUUUUUAUUAGCACAAGAUGAAAGAAAAACGUGCACAUCACACAUACUGAAU
Molecule: messenger RNA, 1121 nt
Organism: Sturnus vulgaris (Common starling)
Lineage: Eukaryota; Metazoa; Chordata; Aves; Passeriformes; Sturnidae
Source: RefSeq, a predicted model, not a curated record